Jaminaea rosea is the source of this 1600-nucleotide messenger RNA. Its product is annotated as putative HOS2-putative histone deacetylase. NCBI's taxonomy places the organism in Eukaryota, Fungi, Basidiomycota, Exobasidiomycetes, Microstromatales. The transcript has 2 exons. The record is from RefSeq and is a predicted model, not a curated record. The coding region runs from base 46 to 1473 and encodes 475 amino acids. Gene Ontology annotation, molecular function: histone deacetylase activity.
ACUCGCCCGCGCAGAGUGGGGAGGACGACCAUCAACGCCUCGUCCAUGGUCGUCCUCAAUUUUGACUCUGCAGCGUCGUCUUCGUCAUCAUCUCCUGAUACGAGGACGUUCGCUGCCACGCCCUUCUGGGAGGGCGACCCGCAAGCCCUUCUUCAGGAUAGCAGCCAUGUCCAGCCUCACUCGAGAGAGCGGGUGAGCUAUUACUUCCCAAAAGGGGUCGGAGAAUAUCACUAUGGCAUGCUACAUCCGAUGAAGCCGGCUAGACUUACCUUGACCAAUCGCCUAGUCUUAGGGUAUGGCCUACAAGAUCACAUGCAAUGCUUUACGCCCACGGCCGCCACGCGUCAAGAGCUAGAAGACUUCCACGACGAAGAGUACAUUGAGUUCCUCAGCACGGUCACCCCCUCAACCCCGCCCACGGCCUCCUUCACCAAGUUCAACUUUGCAGACGACUGCCCCAUUUUCGACGGCAUGUACGACUUCUGUCGCUCCUAUGCCGGCGCCUCCUUGGCAGCAGCCCGCAAGCUGGCCUCCGGGUCAACGGACAUAGCCAUCAAUUGGAGUGGGGGUCUCCACCAUGCCAAGAAGGGAGAGGCGAGCGGAUUUUGCUACGUCAACGACAUUGUGCUGGCAAUUCUGCAACUCCUCAGGUAUCAUGCGCGGGUGCUGUACAUCGACAUCGAUAUUCACCACGGAGACGGAGUGCAGGAGGCCUUUUACAACUCGAAUCGAGUGAUGACCGUGUCGUUCCACAAAUACGGCAAUGAUUUCUUUCCCUGCACCGGAGCGCUCAGUGAAGUCGGGAUGGGGCUGGGCAAGCACUUCUGCUUGAAUGUCCCGCUGCAAGACGGAAUCGACGAUGCCGGGUACGUAGGGUUGUUCAAGAGCGUCAUGGAACGGACGAUCGAUACAUUCCGCCCAGCCUCAAUCGUGCUGCAGUGCGGUGCCGACUCGCUAGGGUUGGACAGGCUAGGAUGCUUCAAUCUGAGCAUCGCAGCUCAUGGCGAAUGCGUGCGCUUCAUCAAGUCCUUUGGCCUGCCUCUGCUCGUACUGGGCGGGGGUGGCUACACAAUCCGCAACGUGGCUCGUUGCUGGGCUUACGAGACUAGUGUCCUCACAGGCACGACAGUACCCGACGCCCUCCCACACACGCCUUACGACGACUUCUUCCUCCCCUCGAAGCGCCUGCACGAGAACAUGCCUGGCAUGCCUGGAGGAGGAGCGUCGGCCGCUUUUGGAGGGAGUGGCGGGCUGGGCUUUGCUGGUGGGGGAGGGAUUGGUGGCGGAGGAGGGGGCCGCGUGGAGAAUCAAAAUACUCGUGCCAGCUUGGAGAAGAUACGAGUCAAGAUCAUGGAGGAGUUGCGCUACUUGCAUGGAGCGCCGAGUGUGCAGAUGCAGGAAUUGCCUCCGGGAGAUCUCGCUGGGAAGUGGCUCGAGGAGGAGGAUGUGAGGGAUCCGAGGGAGGAUAAGUGAGAGAGGGGAGCAGGAGGAUGCGAGGUUGUGUACCUUGUUCUGUUGUACUGAUACCACAAUCAAUGCUCUCUUGAUAUUGACUCGAUCGAUCAGAUCAUUAGACGUGCAACUUGAACGACUGCUGUGC